AUGACUAGAGAUUUUGUGAAGAUUUCUUAAGUAAUACAGCUAAAAGAUUAUUGUAAAUUGAAUAGUGUAGCUGAUGUAUCAGGUGCUUGCUAAAUUAGAACAUGUUAUGAUAACGAGCCUGCUUAAUCUGAUUGUGAUUGCUAAGCUUGAACGAAAGGAUAUGUGACCAGAAGUAACGGAUGCAUUACAAGAGACUAUAGAGGAACUAAAUCAUAACAUGAAGCCUUUAAAUAAUUUUUUUCACUAAACUAGAUGUUGAUAUUUAUAUUUAGAUUACACUUUAUUAAAUUUACUGCGCAUUCUAUGUUCUGGAGAUGCUACUAAUACUGAGAUAAGUAAAUGCAAAGAUAGAAAAUGUUCAGACAAUACCAUCACCAUUUCAAAUGAUGAAUGCUAAGUUUAUUUGAAUGAUUGUGUAAUUAAAGGAAUUGUAUGUGUUGAAAAUAAAACGCUGAUAGUUCAGCAUACAAAGGAACAAGUGGAGUAUAUUAUUACUACAAUAUCAGUAAUAUUACAGAAACAUCUUCUUGUUAAUAGAAGAAAUAAUCAGAUAUUACAGGUACCGAUGAUAACAUAUGCAGUGAUGGAAUGAAAGGAACAUAUAACAAAGAUGAUACAUAUUCUUUUUCAAAUAUAUUGCAAAUAACUGGGCAUGCAAGGCAACCAUUGUUGGAAGUUGUGCCUAAAGAGUUUGUAUAGUAGCUCCAAAUACCGAUAAAAAUGACAAGGAAUGCUAAGAUUUAUUUUAAUACUGGUAAGUGAAACAUAUCAAUCUAUUUGAGGUUAUCAUUAAUAAUAUAUGAAGUUCAAGACAAAAAGUAUUCAGAAACAGGUAAUGUAUGAUCAACAAUGUGAGAUCUAUCUGCAACUAAACACUCAUAAAUAAUUCAAUUAUUCUUACAUAAUUACUAGAUAAAGCAGAUUUUUCAGCUUUAUUAGAGUUUCAAGCAUUCAUACCAUUGAUUACAGAAAUAUGCUAAAAUUGUAACUUGACUGUGCUUAUUGA
Paramecium primaurelia is the source of this 1006-nucleotide messenger RNA. The record is from the annotation of a GenBank genome assembly. NCBI's taxonomy places the organism in Eukaryota, Ciliophora, Oligohymenophorea, Peniculida, Parameciidae.